GAUAGUGAUGACAAUUGUGCUGCUGCUUUGCAUCGUUUUGUGCUUAACCCACUUGGGUCGAAGUGUCGAAUUGGAUCGCAGUUGGAUGAAUAUAAUACCUCCUGAUUACGAUAAUUACGCGCCUCCAAUUGUUGACGGUAAACCUGUUACUGUUUAUAUCAAUUUGGAAAUCAUGGAUGUGGAUGAAAUACGAGAGCAGACAAUGGACUUUCGUAUGUUCUUCUUUUUGAAUGCGUAUUGGACAGAUCCUAGAUUGAAACUCGAAGUUCUUAAUUUAACAUUGUCAAAGAUACUUCCUCCUUCCGCAGAUGACACUCUGUGGGUUCCGGAUUUGAUGUUUGACAACACUAAAUGGGGUCAUCUUUUCCAAUAUUCCAUUCCGAAUACUUUCAUUUUAAUAACUAAGGAUCUUAUCUUUCGAAAAAGCACAAGGUAA
Molecule: messenger RNA, 436 nt
Organism: Centruroides sculpturatus (bark scorpion)
Lineage: Eukaryota; Metazoa; Arthropoda; Arachnida; Scorpiones; Buthidae
Product: glycine receptor subunit alpha-1-like
Exons: 4
Coding region: 8-436 (142 amino acids)
Biological process (GO): monoatomic ion transport
Cellular component (GO): membrane
Molecular function (GO): extracellular ligand-gated monoatomic ion channel activity
Source: RefSeq, a predicted model, not a curated record